AUGGUGUCCAUCGCUCUCUGUGGUGAAAUGGAGAUGGAUCCCAGUUGUGAAGAACAUAAAAACCCUGCAGGAGAGCCCACAGAGCACGAGGUAAAGGAGGCUAUUUCUGAGCUCGCUGAAAAGAACAGUCACACCGAGCUGCUUCAUGGGCCCGCAGAGGAAAGCAAAAGGCUAUGUGUGAAGGAGCCACCUGAGGCAGAGAUCUGUGGAAAACAGAGGAACAGCUCUGAAAUGAAAAGUCUCUCUGACCCCGAGGGAGAAAAUGGGGACCCUGUAUUCAAGAAGCAGAGGAAUCUGAGAAAAACAAAUAGCUGGAAGAUGGUUCGAUUCCAGGACCCGUCCACAGAGGAUGAUGUGGCGGACAGAGACAGCUCGGCAGAGGGUCUCUUUCCAGAAUACGUGACAGAGGAGUGGACCUCUUCCACCUUCGAGAAACUCUUCAUGGCAGAUGACUGGCAGGAUGUCACAGGUAAGGACAGAGUGCCCAUCACAAAGUUAAACUAAUAUAACUUGUGCUUUUUCAUUUCCCUCUUUCAACCUUGACACAGAUUUACGUAGAGUCACAAAAGGAGAACAGGCUGUUUCUGUGCACAUGUUUACCAACAACCAGCAGAUUAACCUUGCACUGCAUGACCUGCACUCUUCUUUCCUCACGCAGAGGAUCACCUGUUGAGAAAGAAGGUUCUGGAGUCAAGGGACCUUCAUGCACCACGUCCAACCUGGGGUCAGAAGGUCACUAUAAAGAUGCAGUGUGUCCUGGAGGACCGUACUGUAGUGGAAAAGGACUGCAAGCUUGUGUUUGUUAUCGGGGAGGGCGAUGUAAACCAGGUGAAAACCUUUAACCCCACAGCCUGAUUUCCCUCAGAUCGGGUCGUUUUUCUCCAGUAUGAAGAGCUUAUGUGGCAUGUUAGGAACUAAAGAGACUGUCACUGUAGUUAAACAUGACUAAGGUAUUUUUUGGACUGCAGUUAUUGAACCAGGUUUGUUUAGUAUUAUAUUUAGUUACACAAUUAUAUGGACUGCCAUGGAAAGGACACAUAGUGAUGGUGUCUUAGUGCUGCCAUUCACUGACAGACCUCUCUAAUAUGGAGUCUUGAAAAUUUAGUUGAAGUUACCUGCUUUGAAAUUAACAAAAUACAAAUAAAACUGAUUUAAACAGACUGAUGCAUAGAAACUAAAAUAGAACCCCAACUUUAACAACUUUCACACGUGGCUUCAAUCCAACCUGGUGAUAAUCCGGCCAUGCCACAAACUCUGAUUUGGGGCUAAAAGUUUUAUCUAGGCCAAAGAAUUUACAACAUGCUUCAACAAGCAUCUAACAAAGACUAGACGUAUAGUCUCAGUAAUGUCACCUGUUGGUGUCUGGAGCCCAGUGAUGGUGGUUGCAUGGUGGUAAUGUUGACUCAACCUAACCAUCAGUCAGUUUAAAUAGGUGAGCUCAGUAGAGCUGAGGCGAGCUUUUAGCCUCUUGGCAAACAGCUGCACGGCACCCACCUGUCAGUCCUGUCAUCUGUACCCCUAAUUAUGCAAAUUUACACACAACCCCAACCCUCUGCAUUACCCUGAGGCUCCUGUUGGAAACUUCCUGUUUGUGUUUAUUGUGUUUAUGGCAUCAAACCUGGGCCCGUAUAUAGGGCACGCAUGGAGACUGCUAGGCCAAUGGCGACACCAUGGACUACUUUUUAAGUCAUCCCAUGAGUCAGUUGUUAAGAUAUUUAAGUCCAUGGUCGUAGUCCACUACAGCAGCUCACCACAAGAGGUUUUAUGCCAUUAAUAUUGUGACGUUUUAACUCUAAUUUGUAAUUAAGCUCAGUUUGGAUAACUAUAUGAAAAGUUAAGUGAUUGUUUUUCUGUGACACCUGCAGGCCCUGGAGGAGUGUGUCAUGUCCAUGCAGAAAGGCGAGAUCACAUUACUGCUUGCAGAUUCACAGUAUGCCUAUGGACUUUUGGGAAGGUAAGGAUUCACCAGUCUUCUCAUUUCAUUUAACUAAGAGUAUGUUGGAGCAAAAAAACAAGACCUAGCCUAUUACAAUUUUCAAUGUCAUCUUAUCAAUUAGGCCAGAGCUCUUGUACCUGUUGCUGUAGGGGCACCCUGGUUAUCCAGGAAUAGCAGGGUUAAUGAGCCAUAAACAGGAGCAGAUGGCCUCCUCCUGACACCAUUCAGAGGCUGCCUAACCAUGGUGUGUUUGUAACCUCCCAAUCUAUGGGAGGGCACUGCUCAUAUUACCACCAAUAGCUUUGGUUUAUUACCCUUCCACUGUUAAAGUGCCAGGAUAAACACAGAAGAGAUUGGCGUGAUGUUGACUUGCAGCAUUAUUUAUAGCUCUGCAUGCAAGGUAGACGUUGAUAACUCUGAUUUGAUAUGGUUUGCUUGAAAGGAUUAUAAAUGAAGUGGAAGAUUUUUUGUGAUGAAGCAAGAGGUAGAUAGGAGAGGAAAUGUUUUUCUGUGUAAUUUGAUUCUUUUUUUCUUGCUCCACGGUUCAGAUAGACUAAAAAAACUGUUAUCAUAAGCAUAAUAUCAAGCAUUUUUUAAGUUGUAAAAGCAACAACAUUGACAACACUAAGUCAGUGUUUAAGCCACAACCCAUGAGGGUAAAUUAAAUAUUAUUAGCCGAUUCCUCUACCUCCACAACCUGUCAGCAAACAAAAAUGUUUUUCAUAUGAAGCUCAGCUGAACUCUUAAAUCAGAGAGUUCACUGGGAGUUUGCCAUGUUCUGCAUGUGGACAUUACUGUUAAAUAACAUCUCUGUACAGAGGACUAAUGCACCAAAGCAAAGAAGUCAAUGUACCCAGAACUAUCAUUUGGAGAUAAAAGCCCUGAUAGAGUGCAGGAUUUAUUAGAAGAUCUGCAAGCCAGAUUCACAUUAAGAGGCAAAAAGUAGAGCAGAAAAAGUCUGAGGUCCUGAUUUUUAAUCUGGAGUAGUGUGAAGGGGAUGAUGACACAGGAGGGACGUGUUUGGCUCUGAGGUGUUAUCUAGAGGCACAGUCGCUGUUGUGUGCUGAGUUAAAAAAAAAAAAGAAGAGGCAACAAGAGGUUAGUUAAUGAUUGUUUUGAUUCAGCUGAUUAGGACAGUCUGCUGUGGAGUCUGAAUGAGCUGAAACAGGAGGAAGAGAGUCAGAGCUCCAUGCUAGCUUUUUCUAAAUAAAGAGGUUGAGGGGGUUAUUAAUUUCUCUGAUUGUGUUCUCCUGUAUAUGCACAUGUAUGAUUCAGAGACUGAAAUGAACAUGUAAUAGAAUAGUAUGUUACAAAGAAAGAUAAAGCAUGCCAAGAAACAGAGAUGCAGUAAGAAAAGCAUGUAAACAAAUAAAAGCCGACCAAUAGUUGCCAACCCUUGUCUCUAGUUUUUUCAAUCAAUACUCAAGUGAAGUGUGUGAUUGACAGUUUGUUAACCUACAGAGAUCAUAAAGAGUUUCCUAAAACAGCAAAAUGUCAUUCAAACAUGUUUCCUGUAAAGGUGCAAGUAAAUUCCUUUUUACAAUACAAAUGCUAAAAUAAGCUUCCAGGCAGCGUUGUGUUCAUUACUGUUCACACGGGAGGGUGUUCACUUUUCAUUGAACUCCAACAAUGACAGAUAUUUUCUUGGAGGAGCUGCUCUCCACUGCAUGGAGAGCUUAUCUAAAUAAUUAAUUGAACAAACAAGUUGACAAAAAUAAGAUGUCAAGCUGUGCCAAACAUCAUGUUUCAGGUUAGAUUUGACAUGCUCGGUGUGUUUGUGCUGAAAAUGACAAAGAGAGAAUGAAUGAAAAUCUCAUUAACCUCUCUCUGUUUUUCUCUCUCUGCAUUGAUUGAACUCUGUCAGUUGCCUGUUGCAAACAGAGCUGCUAAGGGCACUUCACAGUUAUUUAUCAGACAAUGUGCAAAGAUUGGCAGACACAGUGAUUCAGCGGAGCACAGUGGAAAGGUCUGUAGCUCAGUGUGUGGGUGAUGGGUGCGCUGCAGGGUCUGAUGUGAUCAGAGCUGAAAAAUGGAGAAAAGGAGGGUAAUGAAACCUCUGAAAAAAACCAAAGUGUUUGACUUACAGCAGGCAGGCUGGUCGGGCUAAUUUAAGCUAGUUCAGCUUCAGGAAACAUUUACAUUUUUCCUGUGUCAUCAAAGCCCCGAGCCUUUGAAAGUAGAAACGUAACGAAAGACUUCAUCAUGCUUGCCAGCAGCAUGCGUCAAAACUAUUCCCUGCUGAGGCAUAUGACUCAGUCACAGAUACAGAGUUUCUACUGCUGUCAGUAGGCCAUUUACGAAGAGCAGAGGACGCUAGCAUCUGUUGAUCUAUGGACAGGAGAAAUCCUGAGUCUCAUAAAAACCUCCAGGGUCCAGAUGAAGUCUUCCUCAUCAGCCUCACCGAGUCAACACUUCGCUUUACUGGCAGCUGCUUUGUUAUAUUUGGAGCAGAACUAUAUCUGUAAAAUGGAAGUAUAUAGCACACGCAUAUGUUCCUCAGUGUGCGGAUAAAUCAACACAAAAUUUGAGGGCUUCCUCUGUGUUGAAUAAUGAGCUGUGAAGUGUGUGAAGUUGGCUGGCUGUCAAUGAGCAGAUGCUAAAACUCUGGUGCUGGCAGCAGAGGUGUCACUGUACUUUUACUUUUGGCACAGAUGAAACUACCUCAGUGGCACUCACCAAGUGGAGUUAAUUACACCAAUGAGAUGUGUCAUACUUAAACUAAUGGUGUUAUUAAAGACCAGAUGGACAAUGCCAGACUGUUAAACAUUGUAUGGUUACUUUUGUGUGACAUGGGUUUGUGUGCUUUUUUAUCAUCACUUCGAGUUUAUUCUUGUAAUGAUAUGUGAACAAAUCAGGUAGGUGUUUUAGAUUCAAAUUACUUUGGUGUAAGCAUUAUUAAAUGAUUUUCUACACUUUUGGGAUAAUUGACAAAUUGAUAAUUGGCACUUUCUAACUUACCCCCCUGUGGCUCAAAUUAUUCUUUCCUGAGGUUCAACAUACCCUUCGUGAGAGGCAAGUUGAUCCAAGACACAGCCGUCUUUUUAAAAGAGUUAUUACAGUGAUUAUUCUCAGGGUAUGCACCACAUCUUAAAAUAUGUCAGUCAAUUGUAGUUGGAGAUAUCAUUGUCACACCCUUAGUCAAACAAUGCAUCAAGGUACAAACAGCCUCAGAUCACCCUGCUUUCCUGAUAUGACCCCUAGAUCUGAUCCAGUUUAAAACCAUGGGACAUUAUGCACACGAGUACAGUUGAGACAGAUUUCUGAACAUGACAAUUUUCAUGUGGUGAUUUCAUAAAACAGGUAGACCACACACUUUUAGGUUUUAGUCUUUCUUUUCACCAUUAUUUAUUUAUUUAUUAGUUUUUUAAUCUAAUUUUUUAUCUUUUAUCUUCGGUGUUUCCUAAAGGUAGCUCUUUCCUCACGCAAUGUCUAGGUGCCAGGUCAUGUCUCUUUAACAAUAUAUCUUAAAUUCUCACUCUGUGUGCGCUUGUGUGUGUGCUUGUGUGUGUGUGUGUGUGUGUGUGUGUGUGUGGGUCCAUGGGUGGGAGUGUGGGUGGGAAGGUCAGGUUUUAUUGUCGUUUAAUUGUUGUUUGAGUCUCUGUGAGGCACUUUGAGCUAAAUUUUUUUGUCUGAAAAGUGCCAUACAAAUAAAGUUAAAUUUGAAUUUGAAUUUAGCAAUUCUUGUAAUUAGAAAUCUGGGACACUUGUGACAUGAUUAUCAGUUUUUAGUGUAACAAAAGCUUAAAUGUGUCCUCUCUAGGGUGCAAAACGAAUUAUAUACUGUCAAUUGCUGUAGAUAUAGUCAUAGAACAAAAAUAUAAAAGACCCAGAAUUGAGCCCUGCUGUAUCCCAAAUGGAAUGAUACAGCCAAUAAAUAACCUGCUGUGACUGUGAGCCUGUGGAUACCUACAGAGACAACAAACCAAAAUGUGGAAGUGUAAAGAACAACUGCGUGCUUUACAAAUACCUCCUACUGCAACAAAUGCAAACAUGCUGUGAAGACAGCCGAUGACUAUCACUGUCAGUUUAAAGGAGACAGGAAAAAAAAACAAGUUGUACAGGUGAGGAGGGGGAGAAAGUCUCUCUCUCUUUGGCCCUGAAGGGAGGACAGUUUGGUGGCUGUUGGAGUCUUGUAUAAACCAGGUUUACUGAUCUGUUGGUAGUGGCAGGAAGUGAGGUUUUGAUUUACAGGAAAGUACAGUGACAUUUACCUCAAUGAUUUAUGGGUAUUGUGUAAUAUUCAUCAGCUGUUUGUGAGUGAGUCAAGCACUGCUGUUAAGUUGUCAUAAUUACAUUUGGGCAGUGUCUAAUCCAAUUGUUUCCAACAGUUCACCAAACUUGAUUAUAACUCAGAGAGAAAUUUAAUGUUGGUCAUUUAAAAGGUCAGAAAAUAACUAUUAAAAAAAUAGAAAAUGUCAUCAGAUAAACAUUUGCAUCAGGUUAAUACACCACAGUGGAAACUUAAACCGGCAUGACAUUACAGCUUCUAUCAUAUUUAGGGCAUUGCUACAGGUGCAUGUAGGUAGUUUACAACUUAACCUUCGUGGUUAGGUAGCAAAACUCCAAACAGCAGGUCACCUGGGUUCAAAGUCUGCCCUAUGGGAGCUACAGCCCGAGGACUGAUCAUGGGUGCUGUGAAUGAGAGUGAUCUCCAUUUAGAAGCCAGGUGUGCCUUACUUAAAGAUUGUGCAAUAUGAGCAAAAGAUAACAUGCCCCUCACCCACCGCGGAGAAAUGUGGUGAACUCUACCAGACAGCAAGCAGGAUUACCCCGUCACUCAAGGUGGCCACACCCACAACCAGCAACUUAAAACAGGUUGCAUAUAAAAUUCCCCUUCACACAACUAGCAUAAGGAGAGAAAGAUUAACUGUAUCAGGCUGCAAACAUGUUUAUAUCUGCUUCAAACAUAGGAGUUUGAAAAUAAGGCCCAAUGAGGGUUUCUUGCAUUUUGUGUGACAUAUAAAGUCAAACAUUUAUCCUAAAGUAGAAGAAAACAAGGUUAGAAUAUCAUCAUCACCACCAGUGCUGUUGUCAUCAAAAUCACCUCUCGCACCAAACUGCCAAGUGGGGUGCAGAGUUGUUCACAAGGAGCUCGGUCAAAUGGGGUUUGAGAAUUAAUUAUAGAUGGGUCGCUCAUCCCACUUCUGAAUGCUGCUUCUAAAAUGUGUUUGUCUUCUGAAAAGGCUAGACCUUUGGCUUUUUCUUACAGGUGGGGGAAAAAAAACAACAGGAAGUGAAAUAUUCUUCCGGGAACGUGCUCAAGGAGAAUCUUUGUUGACACUCUUGAGGAAGUUUGCAUGUGUCAAAGUGUUGCACGUCUUUUCUGAGACACGCCCAAACCUAGCAGGGAGUGCAGAUAGAGAAGGUAAGAGUGGCAGCUCCCUGAGAAGAAGAGCUGGCUGGCUUAGAAAACUGAGACAUUCAUAAAGUAGAACAGAAGCAUGUCUUUGAGACAUGAUCAAUGGUAUGAAGCCUGACAAUGAGUGACACCUGUAGGCGUAGCCGCCUUGAAAAUUGUGACAUGUGUCAUUGAGUUCUGUUUGACAGAAGUACAGCAUACUUGCAUGAAUUAAAAUGCCUGGUUUGGUUCACUGAGGUGUGUUCUUCCUCUUCUUGCAAACUUAUUUAUGCUCUGAUCAUUGGAAUAAACAUCAUGAAGCUGUGAACGGCCUCUUCAGCUUUUCAUUAUUUUAGGUGCUAGUAGACAGGUUCAGUGACUCACAAACAACAGAGCUGGUCUGGUGGCUGUCACGUAUAAGCACAUGAGCUUACGUCUCCUCUGGCUCCCGAUACAUAAGCACGUUGUCCACUGACAAAAUCAGUGAGGCGGAGUUCCUCUGUAUGGUGAAGGUGGUGUGACUCACUCUGCAGAACACAUGGGUCAAAUGAAUAAUGUGACCUUUGAGGCUCCUCUCUGUUGGAGACACAGUGAUGAAUCAAACUGCUUCUUGGCCACGUUGGUGUUUUGUUCUGUCUGGGGUAACUCACAUCAUUAUGCAGAACAGCGUUCUUUGUUUUAUCACCUGCUAUCGGUUGAGUAUUUCAUCCCAAGUGAAACUCUAAGCUGCAUUGUCACGUGACUUGAACGUGUUCACUGCAACUUUUCAUCCCUAUGCAUGUCUUUCCCAGUAGACACAGCAGGUUAACAUAAAAACCACACCCAGACCGCACGCCUCGGGAGGAGGCCAGCGAGCUGCACGUUCCAGAUAAGAUCUGGCUCAGCUUUCGGUUAGCUUGCUGUCUUCUGUUUACAACAACCACUGCCACAUUAGUUUGAAACUUCAUUGUUGAUAUAAAGCUUUACAGAAAAGUAUGAAUUAAACAAGAGUAGUUUGGAGCCUAAGAGUCAAUGGUUGAUUAAUUUUGCACUGCAGCUGUAUUUUGCCACCCAGACUGGUGUUUGAACUGUGCAUGUACCCAAUCUAAUCUCUCAAUGUUUACCUUUUUCCCCAAGGGCCAACGGGUUUAUCUGUAGCUGUCAUCAACACAGCUGUGAUUGUAAUAAAACACUGGUCUUGGUUAAACCUACUUCUGCUUUUCUUGGUCAAAGGCUAUUCAGUAGAACAGUAAAUCUCUCUUUAUUGGGUUUUAGAUAAAUAGCCAGCAACUCAUUGUGGGAUAAAGUUAGCUUGGAUUUCUUAAUCAGUAAAAUGGUUACAAUUUUAGACAAUAACUACACAAUGUUAACAUGGAAGCAGUGAUGCAGUCUUAAUCAGUAGGUUAACAUGCACAGGUAAGGUCAUAGCAAUUUAUCUGGUCUACUGUCCUUGCCCUGAUUCCAUCCAUCCAUCCAUCCAUCCAUCCAUCCAUCCAUCCAGAACUAUUCAGCCCCUGUACGACCAAACUGAGAGCUGUGUCCUCAUGCUCGGCACAAAGUUAGACAUGGUCUUAGAGCAUGUUGGUCUUUGCCAGAGCUGCACCUUGUUGCUGAUUCUGUUUAAUUUACAUGGACUGGAUAGAAAAAGAAUUAUUGACUGAGGCACACCUUUGCUGUGGUAGAUGGCGAUGUCCCCCUUUCAGCUUGUUACUGUCAAGUUGUCUCUUGGUUGACAAAUUAUGUAUCAAAACUAAAGGCAAAAUACAUUACCAAGAGGCUAACAGGAUGUAUGUCGAAUGAUGAAAACCCCAUCACUUUUAUAGCCCUGCACCAUUUAUACGGUAGAAAAGUCUUUUCUUUGCCUGCCAAGGUUUUGUUUACUACGUAGCUUCAACAUUAGAGCUCAGCAUGUAAACCCUGGAGCAUGUGCAGAAAACGUGAGACAGUUUCAGUUUAUUUAAACCGUAUAGGUAUGUUAGUCCGACUAUGAGAGGUUCAAUUUAGUGCAUUUCAGUCAGACUAAUGUAUUGACAUGAUUUUUAAAGAGUCCAGUUUCAUACCGAGUGUGCCAUUUGGUUACAAAAUUAUUUAUAAGAAACUUUUUGGUAACACUUUAUUCAACGCCUAUCUCUAUAACACAUUAUAAAUAUUUAUAAUGCAUUAACAACAGUUGCAUUGCAUUAUCUAUGUGGGCAUUGUUAGUGAGUUGUUAACAGUAAUAACACAUUAUAAUACCUGACCUUGUAAGUCAUGAUAAAAUACUUUAUAAUGUGUUAUGAUUAUUGCUAUAAAGAAUUAUGAUCAUUUAUGAGUGUUUAUAACUAUAGUUAAACAGUGUUAUAACGUGAUUAUUACGCAUUAUACAUAUAUUUAUAAUGCGUUAUAGAGAAAGGCGUCAAAUAAAGUGUUACCAAAUUUCUAUAUCUAAAGUGGUUCACUUUUAAUUUGUCCACAUUUUCCCAUCAUAGAAUGCCAUAUUUGCACACCUUGUCCCUGCUAUACUUUUUGGUAUAUAUUUGUUAUAUAUUUUAAAUACAAUGGCUAUAAGCCUUCAUCAUCUCAAGUUCAAAUACUCAAACGCUCAGAAAUGUGAAUGUCUGAGUGUCAACAAUAAUACAUCACCUGUUAUCUUGUUGGAUGCCAGAUUAGAAGGAUGGACAUCUGUAACUGCUGUCCUGCCCUGUCUUUUGAUCUGUAACUCUCACAUGUAGCCGAGUUGUUCAACAUCGUGUACAUGCUGGAAAACUGACAAUACUGUCAUGCUUCACUGACGGCGCCUCCUGUACACUGUGCCCCUUGCUGUGCUGUGUUGUAUAACCACAUUGUUGUGUCUGAGUCUGCUAUCCAGAGCGUGGUGUGAAAGAAGGACACAAGAGAAACACACGUGAAAAAGCACUUCAGCACUACCAGCACCUUUCCUACUCAUGCCAGGCACUCUUUUUAAAUCAUCCCUGCCCGCUGUGUACAAUUCACACAGGCGGAGAGAGAGGGGGAGAUUAGUGAAGCAAGACAAAAAUAGAUGGCUGCACAGAACUGGUUUUAAUAGUAUCAUUACAUGCUUCCACCAGGGGAGACGUGCAGUGUCCUGUCUGAAGUAAAUAACAUCAAAAUCUGAAAAAUUGAAGCACUUUUUGAAAUCAAACAAUUUAGGCUGGCAAAAGAACAGUUUUUAGAGGCAGUAAGAAAAAUACAGGUGUCAGGUUUCAAUUACCUUGGUCCAGAACUUUGAUGAGGUGACUAUUACACUUGGCACCGUGACAAGAAGCGGAAGCUGCUGCAGAAUAAGUUCAACCCGUUCAAUGAUUGACAAGUUUAAGCUCAUGUGAGGGUUUUCUGACAUUUAUGAGUUAGCCUGUAAUCCAUGUUGUUGCCUUUUUGUGAUAAACAAAAGCAAACAGGACCGUCCAAGACCAGAUCAAUAUUUUUAAAUGCUUGAACCUGGUGUCAGGGUGUAGGUGUUGGUAGAUCCCCUGAAUAAAAAGCUCUGCUUUUAUAUUUUCCACUGUGGAUAUGAAAAAAAGAUACAUUUAAUACCCAUCAGUCCGCAGGAUGAGUUUUUUUUGUCAGAAGCCAUUACUUAAAGGGAUAUUCCAGUGUAAAAUUAAUAUAGGGUCAAACACACCGUAGCACCGAGUUAGACACCCCCUUGAGGGAUGAAUCUUGCCGACCGCUUGCUUCUCUAGUUAUACCAACUUUAGUAACGACCACAGGAUAGCAAUAUACAGCGGUCUAAGGAGCCAACACGCACACCUCAACCAAAAAGCCACUCUAUCACCACAAAUAAUGCUCAGAACAGCACCGAACUUCAUCAACAGUAUUUAUAGGGUCCCAGCCACAGCACUAGCCACCGAACAUCUUUUUAACUUUGCCAAAUUUCUUUAGCAAAGAGACUAAACACAACUCAACUACUCUCUUCCAGCAGCCGUUUGUUUGGAGGAAGACCUCAGAUGAGUCUAUCACUGACUACAGCAGGGUGACGCAACUCAAGGAAUGAACAUAUAUGAUCAUUUAACUUGGUGUUACGGUGUGCUUGACUAUGAAUUAAUUUUACGCCAGAAUAUCCCUUUAAGCAUGUAGAGGACAGCUAAACAACUGACUGUUUUGUCCACAGAGGCGCCACAACUGAUACAAACCAAAGGCUCCUCAUGUUCAUGGGACCUUUAACCAAAGAGCAGCUAUGGCAUAAACUGGAACCCCUGUAGACAUGAGACACUGAUGUCCAGUCUUCUCAAUCUGUUAAAGUAUGAUGUUUGUUUUGUGUAGUUAAGUGCCGCACAUAAAAACCAAAUCUGUAAAUUUGCAUGUCUAUACACGUGUGUAGACUUCGAAUUACAUCAGAUUCAGGCAGGUUGAUUACUAGUGACUGAUACAUCAUGACUUAUUCAACAGCAGCAGACUUACCCACCCAGCUACAGGCUUUGCUGUCAGAACAGCCAUAAACAUCGUUGAGCUCAACAGGUUGUACAAACUCUCCUGUGUUAUGAACUUUUCAAUUUGUAUUCAAAACGAAAAGUUAAUUAAUAACUCAUGAACCCACUCCAUGUAUUUGGCUGAUAUGAAGCCCCAGGAGAUUUUAUGCAAAUGUAAAACUGAAGGGCAAAGUGUUACUCAUAACAGUAUCACACUGUACACACCUACACAGUGUCCCAUUAGGCUUGAUCAUCAGGUUAACAUGCUGAUCUUCUCAUGCACUGUGGCAUAGGGGGAGACAACAGUGGGAUUGAGAAUAAGUUCCUGCGAUUAUGGCACUGUGGAGCUACUGUGGGAGAUGUGGAGUGGUGCAAUAUGCCUGCAAGACAGAGAAAUGGGAACUGAUGCGAGUGACAAGUAGCACCUCUGCGAGUGUGUGUGUGUGUGUGUGUGUGUGUGUGUGUGUGUGUGUGUACGUGAGUAGUAAUGUGUGUGCAACGUGUGAUGAUGUGCAUGUGCCUGUGGAUGAAGAGUACCGUCAGCGGGAAACGUGGUGUGUGACUCAUUUCACGGAGACGUCAUUGCUUCGUCAUCAGUCGUCUUUUACAGGGGCACACACACACACACACACACACACACACACACACACACACACAGAAACACACCCGUAGUCUCUCAAAGGACUCCUCUCACAGUUAAUCACCGGCAGACUCCUGUCAACAUCCUCCUGAACAAUCACAAUCAGACGUGCUGUGAUUAAGCUUCAGGGAUUCAAAAAGUAGAUCUCAUUAUAAAUAAAACAAUGAGAUGAUUUACAGCACUGAUGGGAUUAUUUGCAUCGCGACAAUGUUUCAUAUUGUUGUUCCAGAUGGUGACAGGCGAUGCAAGAGCUCAUUAUCUGUGCGAGACAGACAGUCAGUAUAGGGAGAGGAAAAAAGCAGCCUGUGUUUGCUUUUAAAGAUCUCUGUGAUGAGUUUGACCUCUGCCAUCGCCAACGGCUCUGGUCAAGUAAAGUCAAGCCCUUCCUCCUUAGAAAUGUGGCUCUUUGACUCGUGAUUGAUGCUCCAGGUCUCACAACCGUGCGCAGACAUCCAAGGGAGACUAAAGGACUGUGCCCAUGGCUCUGCUACAUUUGCUUUACUCAGGCUGCUCCUCUGUGACAAGAUGACUAAUAAAUCAGCGGCGCAGUUUGCUACUGUUGAUUCACAGGCUGCACAGGGACACAGAGAGGCUUCUGCUGACGAAAGGUUAGAUAACAGACACACAAUCAUUAAAGUAGCCAUAUUUCUCAUGGACAGGGAUAUGACGGAAGGUUGGCGGUGAACACUAAUGUCGGGAUUUUUUGAUGUACCUACGCCGCACAACUUCAUAGACAAGCCAACAUGUUAAAGAAUGUAUUUGAUUGUGAAUAAUAGGUGCAGCUGCUUUCAUUUCAUCAUCAAGCAUGUGAUCACUGCUGUCUGUUUGUUGUACACUCAAUGCUCACAAUAAUACCUGGGAAUAGAUGACAUUUUCUCAUUGGGAGUUAUCUGGUUUUAGCACACGUGUGUGUAUGUGUGUGUGUGUGACAGCUAAGACUUGGGAGGGAAAUUAAUUUCAGAUUGAAAUCUCUUUAUGACAUUUAUUUUCCUAAUCUGAAUGUCAGACAUACAGCAAGGAGCAGCUUGUUGUCGCAGUUACGUGAAUGUCCAUGGCUGUGUAACCACAGAGAGACGCAAACAUCAGCUUCAGUGAAUAACAAUGAGUGUAUCAGACAUCUUUCAUAGACAAAUCACACUUAGAGGGGGAAAAAAAAACAAUCUUUGAUCUGAAUGCAAAUUAAUUUUCUCAUCCGAACAGAGAGCUUGAAACACUCUCCCAACAUUUGUGGAUUCAAACGUCCAGUAAAGAAAGCAGAGGUUUGUGUGAAGUACAGCAGUAAUGGAGGUGAGGACUUUCAUCUUUUCAAAGUAAAGAUUUUUGGCUCCUAGCUGAGGAUUUCACGUAACUUUGAAAGCUUUGAAGUUGCCGAGUGAAAUCCAAAACUGGAGAAGAUUUGUUUGGUCUUUAUUCCGUAGACGAAACGUCUGUACGGAGAAAGAAUCGAGUGUCACUGCUUUUAGUCACAGCUUCACAUUUACUUAGCUGAGAAUCCGCUGAGAGUGAACCUCAGGGGAAAUUGCCUGUUGACCUCACAGUGCACACCUCUGACGUGUCUACCUGUUGGUAUUGAUUGAUUAUGGAUUAAGAGUCAAUCCUUGAAUAAGAAAGGCUUCCAACAACACAGGCUGAUAUCCCCGAUAAUGACCUCUGGUGUUAUAUUUCUCUCUCUGACGGAUUGCUCCUUCAUCCACCUGAGUGUAGGCCAAAAGCUUUGAACCUUUAAGAGACCAAACCUGCAAAGGGAUUUCAGAUACUUGCAUAGGGUACAAACUAAAACCUGUCCUGGUCACCUAUAAUUCAGAGUGAAGCUUGUGUUUGUAAAAAUAAUAGAAAUAAAAACUGUGAACUUCCCAUUUUCAUUUACUCGCACAUUCAUUCAUUCAUUUAUUCAGUGGUUAUAGCCGGAGCUCUCAUCAGACAUCAGCUUAUAAAUAAGUCUGGCAUGAGACAUGAAAGAUUUGAUUUAAAACAAGCUUGAUGUGAUAUCCAUCUCCAUGAUUGAUCACUCUUUGUGUUUCUUUAAUUAUGGGUUGUGUGCAGCAGCCUGAGGAUUUAUUGUUUUAGUGAGCUUAAUGGAGUAAUAUUUCUCUUAAUAGGAAUGACCUUAUUUUUCAUAGGAGGAACAUUUUUUGUGCUGAAACACAAAAAUGUUUCUGUACGAGUUUAGAUGAAAAACUUUGAAGAUUUGAGCCCCUUUUGGCUGCUUUUAGCAAACUGGUUUGGGUCAGCAGUUGCACAUCGCCUGUAUGGUUACAGCUCUUGAGGGAUAGUUUCUGAAAAAUUCUUCAGGUGCAGAGUGACCUAGUAGAAAGACAAAGCAAAUAUUUGGUGGGGCAAGUCAUAAGGUGUGUUCAGGCUUCACAUGAUUCAUUUUUUUAACCGCUGAGAGGUUCAGAUUUACAGUGGGUAUAGUCAUGGAUGAUGGAAAGAAGACAUGAGGCAACAUAUGUGGGUCAAAAAGUUUGAAUUUUGGGAACAAAUUUCCAUGAUGCCUUGCUGCAAGAGCAAAACAUCCUUCAGAUUUCCAAACUUUCCAUGAAACAUCAGAAAUGAUCAGUCUCACGUCACUGAACAAGCGUUUUCUUCAUUGUUUUCUCAUCCUUUUGUGGGCAAACCUGAGAAAAAUCACAUAUUUACUUUUGUUAAAUUUACAUCUUGAAAUUCUGUUUCAACAAAGUUUUGACCUGCCUGCAAUUCAAAGGCAGGAAAACCUCUUUCUUCACACAGGCUACCACUGAUACAUCUUUAGUGCUGAUAUUUUGCUUUAAGUUUGAUCAAGUUUGAUUUAUUAUGAGUAACUGAAGGAAAUCUACUUUACAAAAAGCUGAGGAUAUGUUUUUCUCAGUGUUAAAGCCUUGGAAUUGUGUCAGCUUUGGCGCCCCCUGUGGGCAAAACAGUCUGUGCGUAUCUUUUCCUCUACAUGCUUAAAGUCCCACUCCGAUAAUUUUUUUAUUUACCACUAAAAGUGUUGAGAGUGGUCUUUAAAUUGUGAUUACAAAGUUUUUAGCCAAAAUCAUGUUACCUGCGUCAUUUUAAAGGCCUUUUCUUCUGCAGAGCUCCAGUAGAUCAUUUGAAAUUCACCUCUGAGUCGUGGGCGGAGACAGCGCUGCUCUGUACACUUCUCUUCAUGCUAGCUUGCAGCCUAACAUUGCUGGUGUUGUAGAAGAAGCAGGGAAUGUAGAAGCUAUUCAGCUCUCGGACACUAAUGUCUUUAGGGACAUGAUGUAAGUUAAUAUCAUAAUUAGCUUUCCUACGAGCAUUGCAAUCCACUACCGCACACGCUUGUUCUGCGAUUGUCCUCCCUAUUUCUCAGUCUGGCUUGCACAGCGGGGCCCCGGAGGCGGAGCUUGGAUUUGUGACAUAGGAAAUCUUACUGUGCCUGAGCCUGCCGUCUGGGUCUGCCAGAGAUUCACAGCGAGAAAUACUCAGAAAUUAAAUUUCACAUUUUUUUUACAUGAUAUGUCCUGUAGCAUCAGAGAAAUGCCAUAUGAACAUGUAAAAAACAAGAAAAACAUGACUUUCAUCAGAGUGGGUCUUUAAGUAUUGUCUUUUGACAACAAAUUUGAUAUUGCUUACUUCUGACUAUGAGAUGUAUCAGUCAUGCUGAAUAUUGUACGUGAAAACAGAGCUUUUUCUUCAGUUGAUUGGCUGACACCUAUAAAUGCCGCUUACACUAGGCUCUGGUGCUGUCAUUCAACCUUACAGAUGGAGACCUCAGUACUAUACUUCUUACUGCAAAGCUGGUUUGAUUGAGCUGUGUAACCAAAGGGUGUCUUUAAAAUUUUUACUGGCAACAACAUGACCACGGUUCUGAACAUCCACUCUGUGCCCUGCAGGUAGUCCACAGCUGAGAUUGGAUUCAGUUUAACAAGCUAAAGGAAGUCUGCAGUAGAUUAUACAGGGACUAUUGAGGAGCUCAACAGCCAGGAUGUAGGCAGCAGCUCCCCUUGAUCCCUGCUAGCACAAGCUCAUUGCUGGAGGAGGAAAUAAAAACAAAAAGGAUAGGAAAGCACAUGCCAAGGCAGCAGCUGAAAAGUGUCAUGUGGGUCACUGGUGAUUAGCACUGCACCAGCGUGCGGCUUCAAGCUCAACCAAUGGGUUUCUUUUUUAGAUUUCUGGGUAGUAAUGGGAAGCUGUUAUGCUGUGAAUGAGCCGGUACAGCAGCAGGCAAGGAAAAAACAGCUGUGACGUCUCACCAAUGCCAGGAUUAAAGCUAAGCUCCUUUGCACGACUGUAUUUGUGCUCUGUGUCCAUCUAAGAGUCAAAACAGACAGGAUUGAACAACAGAAGCAACAGACCUGUUUUCACCGCUGAGAAAAAAUAAACAACCUCAUAAAUCCUCUUGGAUUUUGUAUCAACACACAAGCUGCUCACCAGAUUUAUUACGCUAUAUUAGAGCUCUAUCUGAGGUUGUAACCAUGGAAACCAGCGAGAGGUACAUCACUGGCCUUUCCAUCAUUCCAAACUGAGAGCAUGACGUUAAAGUGACCACUGUUUUCCCUCUGAGGGUGAUUUUCCUUUCAUUCAAAGCUGUGAGGGGCCUGCCCGACUGAUAACAGGGUGAGUCAGAGACACUAUCAUGCACCUUAAUGAGGAAGUUUGCUAAGCCACGACGUGUGUGUGUGUCAAAUUUGGCCUUUUGUAUGCGCAUAACUGACUGAUACAAGGGGGGAAAAGCCUGUUGUCCUUAUCACAUCACUAAAAUCAACAAAGACAGAGAGUGAACAAUCUUGUUUUCAUAUGAUCUUUUUAUAGUCGCAAUAUGACAACUACGUCACACUGACAUCAGACCAAAAAAAACAUACUGCUGGAUGAGUGAGCGUCUGAAUCAGAGGUCAAAAUACAUAUUUAUAAGAAAUAUACCCCUAGUGAUGCAACCAUUUCAAGUGUCCUCUUCUACUAAAGGUGGUUUGAUGAAUCCAGCGUUAAGGAAAGUUCCCCUUAGCAUUCCCUUAGAUCCUACUCUGCAGUUCAGGCACUGACAACAGAGCUCAUGAGUGCAUCUCUAAGUUCCUCACUACCAGCCACUGCUACUCACACACACUGUUUGCUGUAAGAAGUGUGUGAACUGCAGAGAAAGAGAACUGAGUGAGGACUGAAGUCACACAAAUAUUCCUGCAGGAGUUUGGUUCACUUUGUCAAACUUUACUUUGAAUUAAAAUGUUCAUUUAACUGCAAACUAACAAUUAUGCAGGGAAUCUUAAAACCUUUUCUAACUGGCCAAAUAGGAAUUAUUACAAAUAAGCAGAAAUACAUAGAAAAAAAGAGAUAUUAAUGGUGACAUUAGGUAUGUAAGUGCAAAUGGAGUUACCUCAAACCCAGCCGAGUCCAUUACUGGCCUCUGACAAAUAUUCCCGGAUGUGUUUGUGAGAAUAUUUAUCAGGCGUGACCAAACACUUGUCUGUUUAUGACUUGCCAGCAGAUUCCUGUAAUUGUGUGCAGAGAAAGUUUGUGUACCUGAGUCAGCCACUUACCUGAGGGUGUCUCCGAACUUUCUCAGCUUUUGAGCUUACAGUCCUGAUCUUGUCUGCCCUCCUACCACAUACUGGAAAAUCUUAGUGUGUGUUUUUCCUGAGCUGCUUCCUGGUUUGGGUCAGGAAAUAUGUAUAUACUGUGACUUAUACCUUAUGAUUGCUGUGUAACAACAUCUAUUUCUGGCUAAUGGCACCUUAAAAGUGCUUAAAAGAGAUCCUGCUUGAGUGAUAAAUGUAGGUGCAGCCAGGAGCAGGCAGGGAGUCUGUCUCUGCAGCUCAGCCACUGCGGGGAACUGAUCCCUGCAGUGGCCAGUUCAGGUUUCACUGGGAUCUUACUGGGACCUCACCCUGUUGAUCAGCCUCUACUUCCUGUUUGCACUCAUCAGACCCUGGGGACCCACUGGCUGAAGUCAGCGUGGCGCUGAUCACCAUGACACCUUACAGAUCUUUCAGCACACGGUUUACUCAGAUUACGCUUACAAGUCAUAAGGACUUUGGUUUAAUCCCAUGAUGGUGACAAAGAAAGCCAAGUGCAUUGAUUGACAUUGACGUCAUAAAACUGUAUCACUAAUACAUCACCUGUUGAACCUUGCAUGUUAGUAAUUCCUUUCCAAUCCGUGUGAAAAACAGUACAUGUGUGUGUGAGAGUGUGAGUCGGAUAUCAUUUCAGAUUUCGUUAAUUUUGCAGUGACACACUUUAUUUGAGACUACAGCAGCCGUCUCCUGGAUCAAUGAAAUGACUCAUCACUUGUCAUUUAAUGGAUCCUGAUCUGCAUGAGUCAUGAGCAGUGAAGCAUGUUUCCUCUGGAUGAAAGAAAAUAAAAAUCAAUACGAAGAUAUAUUUCUUAUUUUGCUUUAGCAAUUUUGAUAUGAUUUUAAACACUUUGUCCCCUCUUCAUCAUCUCAAAUGAUUUAUAUUACAGUAGUAACUUUAGUGUAAAGUAAUGCUGAAUUCAUUUUGUAUUUAUUUUCGGUUUUGUUUGCCUGUGUUAACCCUCUUCUGUUUUAUUGAGUGUUUGCAUUCUGGGUGUGUUACUCAUAUUUAUAUAGAGCCCUUAAAAGGCAGUGAGUGAGAUGUAUUUUAUACGAUACUUAUAAUCCCACAGUGCAUUUUAAUGAUCUAGAAACUUAGCGUCUAUGAAUGAUGACUCAUACUGAUUAAUAUUUGUCAUCUAUACUCACAGCUUAUUUGAGUUUGCAUGACUUGAAUACUGAACCGAAGUAUAAAACUGAAGUGAACUUUACCAGAGUACUUUUUGUGUGUCAGCACCAUAGACUGUAUAUAGAAUGGACGCCGUCUACCUCCUCGCUGGGUGAAGCCACUCCGAGAACAGCACCCUCCUGUGACAGGCUGCAGUAUAGGCCAUAAAUCCCGCCUCCGCCAGCAAAGCUUAUGGAGCUGUGGACAAACUUUAGAAAUUUAUUACACAGAACAUACAUUUUUUCUCCCCCCUGCUUGUGAUGUUGACAUGUAGUUAUUGUAAGAUUGGUUUGUGUUCAAGUCCUCUUUUUUCUGUGAAGCUCCGUUUUUAAAAGUUAUUAGGGGGUUCAUGUUUUCUAUGAUUGACACCUGAUACAGCCUAUGGGAGUUCAGGGAUUGCGUAGCUCUCCCAGAGGACACGCUGUUUGAGCUGAGCGUCAUCACAGCGACUCUCUGCAACUGCGCGGCCGAAUGCGCGGAUUGCUACUGCGCAGUGCUGGUUUCAGGAAAUGAAGAAAAAUCUCGGAAAUAUGGAGAGCUUUUUGGCUUCAAAUCUGUAUACAGGCAGUAGGCGGAACCAAGUUGUCCAUAGUAUAUACAGUCUAUGGUCAGCACUGAAUGCUGCAUGAAGAUAGUCUCACAAGUCCAGUCAAUACCCCCCUGGAUCAAGAAAUAUUGCCCUCUUUAGACCUCCACAUUAACCUGAGAGAUGAAAACAUUCACUAAUCCAUGAAUGAAGAAUUCACAAUCAAAACAUGCAAUUCAAUGACAAAAUCUAUUCCCAUGUUUUGCCAUGUAUUAGCGACAUUAAUAUGAUGCCACUCACUCAAAUAUGGGGGUGUUACACUAAUACAGUAAAAACUCAGAAUGGGUUACUGCACCUGCUCUAAUGAAAAAUCAUACCCGCUUUGUGUCAAGGUCUUAUGUGAACUGGAAUAACUUUGUUUGCUCUAAAACAUCCGGAUUGUCUUCACAGUGGGUCCAGAGGUGAAUCCACUCAAGUCCGAUAAUCUGAAGCCAAGCACGGUCCAAGCGCAGUGGGCAGGACACUGUGUAUAUUGUUGUUAUACUCAGUGUACUCUUACAUAAUGCACUGCCUUCAGAAUGUUGUGUAAUACUUUUAGAUAAGGGUAUAGAGGGCUAACCAACAGCUACAGUAUAUUAUUGCACAAACUACGCACAGAUCACUUGGUCAUGGUGGUGAGUUCCUACAACCCCAGAGACACACAUGAUAUUUUCAGAAAAGAGGAGCUCCAUCUGUGACGUUCAGAAGAAAAAGACAUGUUUUCUAAAGACUAGCAUGACCCUGUGCAACCCCAGCCAUGUGUUGUGUGUGCUUCAUAAAUGAAUCAACUGCGUGCCUCUCUGCUGCUCUGUUACACAACUCACCUCCCGUGAACAUGCAGCUGUCUGCAAAAACAAGACAGCGGGACUUGUUGAAAAUAAGUCUCUUUAAAGACCAGGACCUAAUUCAUCACUACCAUGAUAGUCAACUUUUGUAGAAGUCAUGUCCUUAGGAGACAGUCCGGUAAUUUUUAGUGAGUUAAGCAGGGGUGUACUGUACACACACAAAUACAAAAUUAAUGUUAUUACUUAUGUACUAUCAAUAUUAAAAUAUUUUUGAAUGCUUUCUCCACUGUCACGACAUUCAAGUGUUCCCAUCUGCAGCGCAUGGAUCAACUGUUUGGGUCUUUGAGAGCAUUAGAGCACAGACAGAAAGAACAGGGCGUAACAGUCUGACAGAGAGAAAAGAGAAACUUCUGUGCUAACUGGAGAGCAGAGAGACGCCAAGUGACCUGGUGAUACAGAUUAAAUUUACAGAAUUAGUGCUGUCACGAGAGGGACUUGAUAACCAACUGGAGGAUACCAGCAGCUCACAUAAGUCUGCAGUCUGCAUCAGUUACCUUCACUACUCUAUGAAAACUAUGCCACCGUUUUACCUCCUGCUUUCAACAUUCUGAAAUUAAAUCUGAAGAUCACAAAAGCCAAAUAAAAGUAAUAAUAAUGAUAAUAGAUUUUAUUUGUAACGCACUUUACAUUUGAAAACAAAUCUCAAAGUGCACAACGAAAACAGAAAAAGUCCUGUGUCAGUCUAAAAAUCGGUUGUUGUGUAAAAUGAUGUCAAAUGUAGAUGGAAAACUAUCAAAAGUCACAACAUAACAAUGACUGUGAGGAGGUCUUUAAAAGAUGUUUCUUCGUUUUCCAUGUGCACUUUAAAAAAUUUUUUUUUUACAUUAUUAUAAACAAAUGUGAACAUAAUAUUAUGUGAAAAUAAAUGAAAAUAAGAAACUUGCAGAUUUUUUUUAGAUUGAAUUUAAAGCUCCUGUGAGGAACUUUUGGUCUGUGUUGAACAAAGUGGUCUUUGCUGGUUCUGUAAUUACCAUUUCCUGACAAAAACACUCUUCUUUUUUCUUUUAACAGUGAAACAGAUAACAUUUUAAGAAUUAUUGCUGUUUAUUAUCUAAAAUGGGGUUAGCAUGCAGCUAUGGUCUGGUCUACCCUCCACUAAUGGUCUCAGAAUUAAAAAAAUAUAACCUCAUAGAAACAGUCCUGUGUCACAACCAGCUUCAAACUCCUCACAGUAGCUUUAAUCAACUUCUCUAUAUUUACUUCACCAUUUCAUUCAUUUCUCAUGUCUUUGCAGUUGUACAGUUAGCUGAUAAUGGUCCAUUGUCUGCCAUGUGGUCACAGGAGCCAGAUGAUUGAACACUAAAUUAAUUUUCCUCCUGAGUGACUCUUAAGCUGAAGCUGCUCACAGCUCACAGGGUUCAUAUCAGUCUCAGACUUGUGUGCUUAAAUAAGUUGAGGUUGUUGAGACGAUUUUAAUGGUGUGUGAGAUGUUACACAAUGACGUCUGAUCCUGAGUUUAUAUACAGCAGACAUCAAAGCUUUAAAAUAAGACAAAUAAUCGUUAACACACACUUUGCCUUUUAUCUUCUUCUCUGAUCCUUUAUUUUCACCAUUAUUCCCAGACUAAUUAACUUUUUAUUUAUUUGCAUGUGAUUGAAAUACUUGAGAUGAUGCCAUGACCCUAACCUGAGGCAUUCAGGGGAUGAAAACCAUGUUUCUAUAAAUCCUUAAAAGUUUCCUGAUGGAAGUUUUUAUUUUUCCACCUUUGAUUAAACUGGAAAAUCUGUUUAACUGAGUCAUUGCAAAGGAAACUUUUCGGUUCAAGGCUGAUAAACCACAAUAAAUAUCUACUUUUCUGAGCCUGAGAAUGAGUUCUAACGCUCUCAUGUUGAACAUGAAAAAAUAAACGUGUUAAUUUUUUUUCUUAUAUGACUGAAAUUACAUUUUACAUUGCAAGUUAUAUUGUUUUGUUUAGACAGAAACAGGGAAUCAUGUCAACUAGUACCAUCAAAUGUACACCACACUGCAUAUACAAUACCCCAAAGAGAGGAGGCAUGAUGCUUAUUUUUUUGGCUCAAUAUUGUCCCUGAUAGCUUUUCAGCAGAUUUACCUGGUUUAGAGAGAUGCUUUAUUUACAGCAUUCUGGAAGCCUCCUUCACUGUUGCCAUCCAACUAGGUUGUGUUUCUUUUAGUAAAAUGACAAAUUUGUCCUUUUAAGGAGAUUCACUGUUUGGUGAUGUCAUAAUUCAAGCAAGUCUCACGUUAAUCUCGCUGUAUUUCUGCAUGACUUAAUUUGUACAAGCCAUCCAGAGCGCCCUGUAGUUCCAUCUGGGGAUUACUUCAAGUUAUGUUCACCAUGCAAUCUGAAACGUUGCUCAUGUAUAGUACAUUCACUCAUAUACACUUAUACAGAGUCAUGUAUGAUGUAACUUUGAAUAAACAUGAUAUUUCAGACUACCAUACACUGAUCACAGUGAGCAGAGAAGAAAGGUCACUAGUUGGUCCUGCAUCUGCAUCAGGAUAAACUUUUAGAUGUCUGAAGAGUUUCCAGGGUUUAAGGUGUAAGUUUGUGUUAAAAUACAUGACUGUGUUUGUAUCUUUGUUUCCAUGCAGAGACCCUGAUAUUCCAGCCUGGGCUCCUUUACUCUACCAGCUGCAGCUGCUGGACAUCAGAGAAAAACCAGACCCAUUCACCCUGCCCAUCGCUGAUCGUAUUCGCAUCGGCAACCAGAAACGAGAGCGGGGAAACUUUCAUUUCCAGAGGGAGGAAUACAGCAUGGCUGCCAGAGCCUACUGCAUGGCUUUAGAUGUGCUAACCACUCACAAUAGAGGUAACUCAGCAUCAUAUCCUGAAUUUAUUCAUAGGAAAUAUUUCCACACUGCAUCAUUUACCAGAAAUGUGUUCUUGGAGAAGAUGUGAGCAUUAUUUUCUUUGGGGGAGAAGAAAAUGGAAACAGUGCAGAGAAAUGCAAACGCACAUGCGUCAGAAGUCUAAAACACAGCAUCAGAUAGAGACUCAGACACACAUUUUCACACCAAUAUAAGCCCACUGUGACAUAACAGUUCAGUGCUCCCCUCCAGUCUGCCGGCACACUAAUCGCAAAGUCACCAUGCAGAGACACUUCUCGCUGAGCAGAGUGCCCUCAUUAAUGUUUGUGCUUGAUUCUUUUGCAUAUUUAAAGCUAAUCAACUUUCAUAUGAUUUCUACCUUCUUAAUCACUCCAAUCAUUGACGAGGCAGGGUGAGUCCAUGAGGAAAAUGUGCCUGAACAAGUCAGUGAGGAGAGAAACAUGAACUGCUUCAUAAUGUGUCAAUGAUGAACAACCAGAGGGUGAACUUGUGAUGGAUCUAAAAAAAUGAGUUCAUCAGGGCAUUGAGAUCGUGCAAUUAGUGUUUGAGAAGGCAACAAAUAAUAAUGAGAGACACCAACAUCUUUGCAAAAACAAUUCAUGACAAAAGGAGAUAAUAAAAUAAUUGCAAUCGAUGAAUGGUUGAACAUGCGCAGAAAUUAAUAUCCAAAAGUUAUUUUUAAAGCAGAACUGAGAAUUUUACUUGAAGUGGUCAUAGAGCAAUUGAUCACAUCUGAGAAGACGUUAAAUUCCCUCCUGAGCCUACUCUUGGAGUUGGUAGAGACCAGAAAAGAUCAGUGUCUCCUAGAAGUAUAAGCAGACGACUACAUGCUAACCAAUAACCAUAGAGGUAGAAAAUAUGAACUGGAAAUCAGUUUACGUGAUCAAACUUUAGGUGGCUGAGUCCAACCCUAAAUCUGAGUUGUGAGGUGUAAAAGAAAUAAACAAACCCCAAAAGAUAUAGGCUGUGUCCGAAAUGAAUCACUCAAUCCCUAACCCCUAACCCCAUAUUUUUCACUAUAUAGCUGACUAUGUAGUGAGCUCAAUCACCGGAAGUUUCUGACACUACAUGGCGCACCUCCAUCUUUGAAUUGUCGCUGGAGACGCAAUGCAUGACGGGAUGCCCACCACCGGUGAGUGACCAUUGGAUGGUCACUACAUUUUGCAAUGCUCUAUGGGAAAUUUUGAGUUGCCUAUAUGGGGCGUUGGAAUUGAUCACUCAGGUUUCAGACACCCCUCAAAAUGGCGCUAACCUCCAUAUAGUCGCCUAUACAAGGGGUUAGGGAUCCAUUUAGGACACAGCCAUUGUCUUUGGCUCUACUAUUCGUUGCCCUCAGUGCUUUGGGCCAAAUCUCUAAAUUUCUUAGUGCCAGGGUCACUGGUUGCCUAAUUUGUGUCUUAUCAUUAAAACAUGCAGACUUUACAGCAGUAUUUGACUUAAUGGAUGAAAAAGAGAACAUGAUCUAUCAUUAUGAUGAAACCAAAUGUAAGUUUCUCUCAAAAAGCAGUAGACUUGUCUAAGAGUGUAUCACUCCUCUCUGACGACUCCUCUCUCUGUGUACAUUUUUGUGUUUUGAAUCGUGUAAACUCAGUUUCACUGUAUUAGAGGUUGUGUCUUUUCGUCCAUCGUACAGUUGGAAGUGAUGUUACUGUAAAGGCAGGGGAGGAGGAGGAGGUGAAAGACUACCGGGUGAAGUGUUUGAACAAUCUGGCCACAUCUCAGCUCAAACUGGAGCAGUACGAUGAAGCUUUGCACACCAGCCGGGAUGUUCUGGCCCUCGAAUCUGACAAUGUCAGAGCCCUUUUCAGGACUGGGAAGGUGAGUGCCCAUCCUGCCUUGUGCUACAUGAAGAAAACAGUACUUAUCAAUAAGUGAAAGAUUUUUUCGUAGGAUGAAAUCUAACUUUUAUCCUCUAAACACACCAGCAGAAUGUAUGUUAUCUGUACACAGCCUGUUCUGAGUAAUGGGUCCUGCAGCUCUGCUCACAUAGAUGAUUUUCUCUCACAGCUCCUGUCAGACAGAGGUGAAUACAAAGAGGCCAUGGAGGUGCUAAAAAGAGCCUUGAAACUGGAGCCAACCACCAAGGUGAGAUAAUGUGAAUAAGCUGAUCCUUCCUCUCACCAUGUUUUUUUAAGUCCACCCGAGAAAUCAAUCCAUCACUUACACGCAGAGAAGAGAUCAAUCUGAAGUGUACAGACUAUGGAAGUAAAUGAAAGUAGGUUAGACAUUUGCUGUUUUUUUCUUUUUAGUAAGAAGUUUUAUACUGGAUUUCUUUAUGCCAAAAAGUUGGUGUUCAGACUGACAAUAAUAGAGCACCAAAAUGAAUGUCAAUAAAACACUGGCCCAUCUAGAGUUUUGUGUAUAAUUCAGCACCGACCAAGUGGUAAAGAUAUUGACAUUUGUGAGUCAAAGAUGCUAACCAGCUAAUCCAAAUAGAAGAUUUAUUGAAUAGUCCCAGUCUGUGUAUGUUUUGAUAAUUUCAUAACUUUCUUGGAAACAGUAUUUUAUCAAAUCCCCACCCACUUUCUAAUGAAAUCUUUAUCUGGAACACAAACUUUCUUUUGUUGCACUGGAUAGUGGAGAACACAUGGCCUUCUCAAAAACACGAUUUACAUCUUAUCUCAUCUUCAUCCACCCUUCAAUCUCUCAAUAUACUUUGUUUAUUGUAUCUCUACAGUUACAGGAAAAGACUUCUGCUAAAGUGUGAGCAGCACCUCCUCCCCUUCAUGUGCAAAAUGAAAGUGUAGAGAAUUCAAAACCACAUUUGUUCACACAUUACCGAGAAGAAAAGAGACGCCUUGCUGGGAUCCCACUGAGCUACUUCUGUUCAGGGCCUGUUCUGUCUUGUUUGUGUGGUUCGUCUAAUCUGCCAAAUCCUCCACAGAGGAUCUGGCAAACUGCACAUCUGGCAGUCUGUCGAUGUGACCACACUGCAGUGAGAGGUCCGGCAAAGAUGGUAAAAAUAACAUUUGUGUGAGCCGAGAAUUGCGACUCUAAAAGCUUGGCGCUCCAAAAGUAGUAAACUAAAGGUAAGAGAAGCCAAAGUCGGCCUCAAAGCGAAUUUGAAAAACAACUCCUUUUUUUUUGUUGUUGAUUAAGACAAACACUGAGACAAAAAUCUCUUACUUUGAGCUCAAUGCAGGCUGAGUUUCUUAACUCUGAGGACAUUUCAUCUGGAUGUUUACAACACACUGUUCCUUCUCUUCAGCGACCUGACCUAAAGGGCGCUUUGCCACAGUCACAAAUAUGUCUGGUCUUCUCUAGACAAACUGAAAAUAUCUGCUUCUUUGGUAAUUACACCCUCAUCUGAAUGCUGGAUUCAACACUUUGGAGGAAACUGAUUUAGCUGCUCUGUGGGAGAGGUUAUUUUUUCUGUUGUUUGCAAACUAUCAAAAAUUUUAAAUACAUGCCAAAAAGGACCCAAACAAGAGGGCAUGUAAAGUGAUCUAUUAUUACUAUCUAUUAUCAGUUUUCAAAAGCAAACCUUUAAAAGUGAUCCAAAAAUAUAUAUAUUUUGUAUUAUUUUGACAAUAAACAGUGUAUAAUUUGCCUCCUUUGCUCAGGUUUAAAGGGUUUGUAAGGCUUUUGUUUCUAACCUCUGCUUCCCCCUUCUGGACAAAUCAAAAACUGCAACAUGCAACUUUUAAAAUCAACUUUUUCACUAUGAGAAGGAAGCUUUCUUACAGGAUGUAUAACAUUUUCUCCCCCUCCACGUUUCUCCAGGCGAUCCACGCUGAAUUAUCUAAACUUGUCAAAAGGCAGUCAGGAGGUAAAGACACUCAGGAGUGGAAAGUUAAACCGGCAGAGAUGCUUGGAGACGACAUCACACCUUUUCUGAUCCCCUCGAGAAAAAAGGAGCCAUCUGUAAGCCCAAAUUAAAAAAAACAAACUAAAGAAUCUUAAAUGUUUAAUCCUGAUGACAGAAAACUGGAGUUUCAGUUUUUCUUUGUCAUUAUGUUUUAGGGACUCACCUGGAAGGUUAUACUGGGAGCUCUGGUUGUGGCCUUGGGCAGCUUAGUGACAUCAAUGAUUCUGACUGCAAAAAACUAAACUCCUCUGCAGGAAGCACUCCUUCACUAUCAUCACCAUCGCCAUGUGCAAAGUUCGCUCUUUAAUCAAGACUCCUGGAGAAAAGUUUUUUAUUUUGAGUUAAGAUGUGACAGGAUAGAGGAUAGUACGACGUCGAGUUCUUCCACUGCAGGAGGAGAGAUUUCUGCUGAUCGAAGACACAGAUGUUUCCGACAGUCAUCUUUCCAGUUCUUUCUGUUUUAUUUGGAUAAAGGAUCACAUUUCUGUCUGUCAUAUUAAAGAGAAUUAGAAAUGUACUUCCAUCAAAGCCAAAACCCACCGAAAAGGCCCUGGAACUUUUAAAAAGUCCUAACCAGCUACAGAGAGCAGAUUCAACCGAAAUGAGUUCAGCCUCACAAUGAUAGAAAAUGUUUAAUGUCAACUCCAGUAGUUGAGGGAGUUAAAACUGUGUUGUCUGAUGGUUCCAAAUGAUGCUAAAUAAAACCGUUUAAGAAAGUACUCUUAUUUAUUUAUAGUUUUUAGAGUGAUCUUUGCCCUCCUACACAGAAAAAUACAUUUAAAAUAUCACCAUUUUCUUUGUUCAUUGACGAUUAUUUUAAUACCAAAUACAUAAAAACUAAGAAAAAUAAAGUAUGAUUAUAUUACAAACUUCUGUCUGUGUCUGUACAAUUUCUUCAACAAUGAAAAUCUCCAUUUUGAUCCUAAAAACAUAUAAUGAAAUAUUUCUGGCGCUUCUAAAAGGUUUAAAAUGUCCUGACAUUAAAACUAAGUCCUUCAUCAAAAAGCACAAACUGAGCGCUUGGUCCUCCACUGGUCCUUUGUUCUCUUUGUUCUGUACCAUCAGCAGCAGGCGUUUGGACUCUUCUUCUGGUAGGACGGACCG
Molecule: messenger RNA, 28092 nt
Organism: Xyrichtys novacula (pearly razorfish)
Lineage: Eukaryota; Metazoa; Chordata; Actinopteri; Labriformes; Labridae
Source: the annotation of a GenBank genome assembly